AUGUCUUCGUCUUCAUUACAGACCGUGUUGAUAACUGGUGCGAAUAGAGGUAUUGGGAAGGGUAUUGUAACAGUGUAUCUUUCAAAGUCUGAUGUGACGGUCAUUGCGGCAGUUCGAGAUUUGGAGAGCAUUUCAACUAAAGCCCUCUCGUCCCUGCCGAAAGCUAAAAAUAGCUCGCUCAUAACGGUGAAAAUAGACAGCAGUCUAGAACAGGAUGCCAUCGCCGCCGUGAGGACACUAGAAUCAGAGCAUAGUAUCAGCAAAAUCGAUGUUGUUAUUGCAAAUGCUGGCACUUCUGCCUCCCUGGGUCCCGUGGCAAGUAUCACCGCCGAACAAGUGUUGGAUAACAUGACAGUAAAUAGUCUAGGACCUCUGUUUCUCUUCCAAGCCACUCUUCCACUUCUGCAAAAGUCAUCGCAGCCAAAAUUUGUGGUGUUGGGUUCACAAGCCGGCAGUAUUAGUGCCAUGGAGAAAGCUCCAGCCCCAAUGGCGGCGUACGGCUCCUCGAAAGCCAUGGCUCACUACUUCGUCCGUAAAAUCCAUUUCGAGCAUAACGACAUCAUAUCAUUCGCUGUCGAGCCCGGGUAA
Lachnellula hyalina is the source of this 588-nucleotide messenger RNA. Its product is annotated as Norsolorinic acid ketoreductase. Bases 1 to 588 code for a protein of 195 amino acids. The transcript is spliced from 3 exons. Lineage: Eukaryota; Fungi; Ascomycota; Leotiomycetes; Helotiales; Lachnaceae. The record is from RefSeq and is a predicted model, not a curated record.